Wyeomyia smithii (pitcher-plant mosquito) is the source of this 910-nucleotide messenger RNA. RefSeq names its product chitin deacetylase 7 (gene Cda9). Bases 24 to 824 code for a protein of 266 amino acids. Gene Ontology annotation, molecular function: hydrolase activity, acting on carbon-nitrogen (but not peptide) bonds. Lineage: Eukaryota; Metazoa; Arthropoda; Insecta; Diptera; Culicidae. The transcript has 2 exons. Gene Ontology annotation, biological process: carbohydrate metabolic process. The record is from RefSeq and is a predicted model, not a curated record.
ACUAUCUGUCUGCAUCGAAAACCAUGCCCGUAAAAACUUCUAUCUGUUUGGUGCUGCUGUUCGAAGUAAUCGUUUUGAGUGCAACCGUUCUAAAAGAUACUGCUCCACCAUGUAAUGCGGAAUGUGAACCACCGAAUUGCCGCUGCUCUGAUCUUACGAUUCCUGGAGGACUUCAACCUAACAACACACCCCAAUUUGUAUUGCUGACGUUCGAUGACGCCGUAACAGUAGUCAACAUUCCUUGCUACCGCGAGGUUUUCAACAAGCGAGUAAACAAGGAUUCAUGUCCUGUUUCCGGAACGUUUUUCGUUUCACACGAAUAUACCGAUUACAGUCUAGUACAUGAGCUAUACUCGGCAGGUCAUGAAAUAGCGCUUCAUUCGGUGUCCCACAAUACCGAUACGGAGUACUGGCGUGACGCAUCCGUAAAACUACUAACUGAAGAGUUCGCAGGAGAACGAGAAAUGAUGGCAAAUUUUGCCAAAAUUCCAUCAGAUCAAAUCAAAGGUCUUCGAAUGCCGUUUCUGCAAAUGGCUGGAAACAAUUCGUUCCAAAUGAUGAAGAACAGUGGGUUUACCUAUGACUGUUCGAUGCCAACCAGACAAUUCGUUUCACCCGGUAUGUGGCCAUACACACUUGAUUACCAAAGCACACAGGACUGCGUAAUUGGCCCCUGUCCGUCAGCUAGUUACCCUGGCGUCUGGGUGAUUCCCAUGAUUACCUGGACCACCAAAGACGGAUUUCCCUGCGCAAUGGUCGACACGUGUUUAGGGAUGCCAAACACCACUAGUGAGCUGUUCGAGUACUUCAAAAAAAAACUUUGAAACGUCUUAUCUAGGAAACAAAGCUCCACUUGGGUUCUACGUGCACGCUGCAUGGUUCACAAUUAGUGAUGUGCACUUCGAGGCUU